This is a messenger RNA of Pongo pygmaeus (Bornean orangutan), 1551 nucleotides long. It is a transcript of the gene SHLD1, whose product is annotated as shieldin complex subunit 1. Bases 290 to 1099 code for a protein of 269 amino acids. Gene Ontology annotation, biological process: negative regulation of double-strand break repair via homologous recombination; positive regulation of double-strand break repair via nonhomologous end joining; positive regulation of isotype switching. Gene Ontology annotation, cellular component: site of double-strand break. Lineage: Eukaryota; Metazoa; Chordata; Mammalia; Primates; Hominidae. The transcript has 4 exons. The record is from RefSeq and is a predicted model, not a curated record.
AGUCCUCUGGGGUUCAGAGGAAGGAAAAGUCUCAGAUGUCCUGCCUGGAAAGCUGUCCGCAUCUAAGUACUGCCAGAGCCCCAGCUCUGUGGGUCUGCAGGGCUGUGCACCAGAAGAGCGAAAAGCUGCCAUGGAGUCACUGGUCUGCUUUGAUGGGUAGCUGCUGUUUGCUGGGAAACUGCUGUUUUCAGUGUUUACCAAGCACAUUUAUCGACAAGCCUCCUCAGGAAAUUGCCCAAAAUAGCCACCUGUGGCAAGCCUUAUUAACAGGCCAAAAGCCUCAGUCAACAUGGCCGCCACUGACUUCCAUUGCCCUUCACUGCCCGCAGUAAGGAUGGCUCCGGUGACUUCCUUCGAACCUCACAUUUCCCAUAACAAAGAUGGCGCCAUUGCUUCCGCGUUCCGGUUGCGGAUGGUGAGUGUAUUCGGGGGUUUGGCGGCUUUUCUCGUCAGUUUUCUGGAGUGCUUUGGAGAGAGGACUAUGGCAGCCAGGGACGCCACUUCAGGCAGCCUGUCAGAGGAGAGCAGUGCUUUAGACCUGCCAUCAGCGUGUGACAUAAGAGAUUACGUCCUGCAGAGACCCAGCCAAGAAGCCAACAGCGAGGCUUUCAGUUCUUUGGAAUUCCAUUCUUUUCCUUAUUCUUCUGAUGUGGAUCCAGACACCAGUAACUUAAAUAUAGAACAAAAUAACUCCUGGACCUCUGAGAACUUCUGGCUUGACCCUGCUGUGAAAGGCCAGUCAGAGAAGGAAGAGGACGAUGGCCUUCGGAAAUCCCUGGAUAGAUUCUAUGAAAUGUUUGGCCAUCCACAGCCAGGCUCUGCAAACGCACUCUCUGCAUCUGUCUGCAAGAGCCUGUCUCAGAAAAUCACUCAACUAAGAGGCCAGGAGAGCCAAAAGUAUGCCCUCCGCAGUUUUCAAAUGGCCCGGGUCAUCUUCAACCGGGACGGCUGCUCAGUCUUACAGAGGCAUUCCAGGAACACCCACUUCUACCCACUGGAGGAAGGAAGUAUAUCUUUGGAUGAUGAAAAGCCAAACGCAGGACUGUCAAAAGAUAUUAUUCAUUUCCUCUUGCAGGAGAAUGUAAUGAAAGACCCGUAACUGGUGCCGGGCAGUGUGCAGGGUAGUAAUGGAGGUGCUGCGCCAUGGCCAGCACUGUUGGUGGCCACCCAGAUCCCCUAGGGUCUCUGGCCAGCUCUGUGUGCCCAAUCCCAAUUAAGUGCUUUGAGGUUAAAGGCUGGCACCUGUGACCUGGUAUUGGAGCCAGUCAGCCCAUAUGGAGAGCCAGCAGGGUCUGGGAGUUCUCCGUCCUCUUGGCCAAGGCCACUGACUGACUGGGCUACGAGUCAAAAGCCCAGCUCCCUUGCCUCAAGGAAGGACAUUCUCUGAGGAGUAAUUUAUGCUCUAGCGCUCCCUUUCCUUGAGAUCAGCCUGAGGCUGGGACAUUACAUGAAAUCACACCCUUGCUGGGCUUAAUCCCUUUCCCUAUCCUCCUCCCAUUUAUUUACUGGUAUCUCUGGGAGCCUUUCCUUAAUAAACCUCUUAUAUCUGAA